This is a messenger RNA of Medioppia subpectinata, 6027 nucleotides long. NCBI's taxonomy places the organism in Eukaryota, Metazoa, Arthropoda, Arachnida, Sarcoptiformes, Oppiidae. The record is from the annotation of a GenBank genome assembly.
AUGCUCAUGGAUGCCGAUUCAAACACAUACCUAUACUAUAAACGAGUGGUCAGUCAUAUGACCAAUGGUUUGGUACACAUCACACACAUACCCGAGCAGCGGAUCGACUCGUGGCAGGACCUGUACGAUAGGCCGGGCAUUAAGAUUAUGGUAUUUAGAUUUAACGAGCUAGUCACUUACGCCAAUACCCAUAGUACACCGAUGGCACGUGACUUUCUCAAACGUAUCGAGGUCAUUACAUUAAAACAAACCGAAAACUUUUGGCAAACAUUUGCAAAGCGUAUGGAAAGCGGUGAAUACGCUUACGUGAAUAAUCCGUGGAAUAUGAUGACCACGUUUAUGAUGGCUGGUAAUGGAUCUAGCUCAUUAUCCAAGAAAUAUCAUAUAUCUCGUGAAGGGGGCGGAGAAUUGCCGUAUUUUUUAUGGGUUGCGAUAAGAGUGUCGAGGAUUAAGAAUGAAGGCAAAGAAACAGAUUACAAAUUAUUCGGUCAAACGAGCGAUGAAUUUAUAGAUGAAGUGUUGGCUCAAAGAGAAGACAAUACAAGACAUGAAACACAAGACAAUAGAGAGAAGACAAGCGCUGAAGAAGUGGUCGACUCUGAAGACAACGAAUCAAAUGAUGGCAUCGAUUGUCAUAUUAAUGAUGAGACAGACGUUGAAAGUGAUGCCGAAGACAAUGAAGACAACUGUCAAAUAACUGAAGACUUGAUUCAUAAAAACAUUCAAUUGAAUCGCGAAUCAAUUGAGAAUCAAAUAGUCGAUGAUUUGAUUACAAAAUCAGAUAACAAGAGCACAACUGUUACAGGCGUUGGAAGUGAUGCCGAAGACAAUCAUAUUAACGAAGACUUGAAUAAUAAAACUAAUGAAUUGAAUGAUAACUUAAGUGAUAAUCAAAGAGGGAGUGAAUUGAACACAACAUAUAAUACACGGAAACGAAAGUACACUUCAAUUGAUAGCGAAGACAAUGACAAAGAAUCUGAAGAAUUGAGUGACAAUGAAAUGGAUGCUAAUUCUAGUGAUAAAACAAUGUCUGGGAAACCGUCGCGAAAAAGUGGUGUAUUUGUGUGCGAUUACGAGGGCUGUGACGUGUCCUUCCGUGACUCGUAUUUCUUAAAAAGGCACGCAUUUUGUCAUUUGAGUGCAAAAAUCAAGACAUCAAUGGUUUAUAAGAGGAGACCCGACGGGCAAUACGUGUGUCUUAUGGAUGCCUGUAAUGAGGUCUACAAAUACAGAGAUGCUCUCAGAUUACACCAAAUGUCACACUUGAAAGAGUGUCCGCAGACCCACAGUCCGAAUGAGUUAAUCGAAGACAAUGAGGACAACAAUCAUAUGAAUGAAGACUUGAAUAAUAAAACCAAUGAAUUGAAUGACAACUCAAGUGGUAAUCAAAACGCGAGUGAAUUAAACACAACAUAUAAUACACGGAAACGAAAGUACACUUCAAUGGAUAGCGAAGACAAUGACAGCGAAUCUGAAGAAUAUAGAUCUGAUUUGAGUGACAAUUUUGGUGACGAAUGGACAGUUAGGAAACGGGUGCGAAAGGGACCGAAUGGGAAGUUUGUGUGCGACUACAGGGGCUGCGGUCGGGCUUUUAAUUUCUCUUCGUGCUUACGAUUGCAUGCGUUUAAACAUUUGAACGCAAAGACCAGGAAAUUAAUGCUCUUUGAGAAGCGAUCCGACGGCCGAUACGUGUGUCUUAUGGACGCCUGUAAUGGGGUUUAUAAACAGUUCCGUAACCUCCGACAGCACCAAAUCUUACACUUGAAAGACAGACCAAAUGAGUGGACCAAAGAACCCGACGGGAAGUAUGUGUGCCAUUACAAGGGCUGUGACCGGCAUUUCCCAGACGUGAGUGCACUAAAAAGUCACGCAUUUUGUCACUUGAAUGCGAAGACUAAGAAAUCAUUGGUUUUUAAGAAGAGAUCCGACGGCCGAUACGCGUGUCUUAUGGACGCCUGUAAUACCGUCUAUAAACACAAGUAUAACCUUAGAGGUCAUCAAAUGUCACACUUGAAAGAGCCGUUUGCAGACAAUUGUGGAUCAGAUUUGAGUGACGAUGAAAUGGACGACAAGUCGGGCGAUGAAGUAGUUGGCAAAAAAUGGCCGCCAAAAGGAGCCGACGGGAAGUAUGUGUGCGACUAUAAGGGCUGUGACCGGGAAUUCCUGUUUGUGAGAUCUCUAAAAAUGCACGCAUUUUGUCACUUGAAUGCGAAGACCAAGAAAUCAUUGGUUUUUGAGAAGAGAUCCGACGGCCGAUACGCGUGUCUUAUGGACGCCUGUAAUGCGGUUUACAAACACAUUCAACACCUCAGAGGUCAUCAAAUGUCGCACUUGAAAGAGCCGUUUGCAGACUAUUAUGAAUCAGAUUUGAGUGACAAUGAAAUGGACGACCACUGGAUUGGAUGGAAACCCACACGAAAAGCACCCGACAAUAAGUAUGUCUGUGACUAUAGAGCCUGCGGGACAUCCUUUAAGAUACUGAAUGAACUACGAAAGCAUGCGUUCAGACAUUUGAGUGCAAAACUUAGGAAAACAUUGGCUUUUAAACGACGAUCCGACGGAAUAUAUGUGUGUUUUUGGGGCGAAUGUAUUAAAACAUACAAAACUAGCGGUGAAAUGAAAGGACAUGUAAUGUCACACUUGGGACACACGUUAAAAGUAGUCGACGGGAAGUUUGUAUGUAAAUACAAGGACUGCGGCCGUGCUUUUCGGUUCGCUUUUCUCCUAAAACAGCACGCGUUCUGUCACUUGAGUCCUAACAUCAAGACAUCGAUGGUGUUUAAGAUACGGCCCGACAACCGAAUUGUGUGUCUUAUGAACGCCUGUAAUAAAGUCUAUGAACAAAUGAAUAGCCUUCGAGGCCAUCAAAUCUCACACUUGAAAGCGCCGUAUGUAGACAAUUGUGGAUCAGAUUUAGGUGAUAAUGAAAUGGACGAUAAAUGUGAUGAUCACUGGAUUGGUUGGAAACCCACCCGAAAACCUGACGGACAGUAUGUGUGUGACUAUAGAGGCUGUGGGAAACUGUGUCGAACACGGCCUGAAAUACUAAAGCAUGCAUUCAGUCAUUUGAGUGCAAAGCUUAAGAAAUCAUUGGCUUUUAAGACCAGAUCUGAUGGCAUAUAUGUGUGUCUUUGGGGCGAAUGUAUUAAGACAUACAAAGCUAUCGAUGAAAUCAAAGGACAUGUAAUGUCACAUUUAGAGGAUCCGUUAAAGUGGUCGCAGACCUGUUGUCGCAAUGAAUUGGCAGAAGAAUUAAAUGAAUCAAUUGAUAGCCAAAGAGUGAGUGAAUUAAACACUAAGACUAAUGACAAUCGAAAAUACAAAUCAGCGGAAAGUGACGACAAUGAUAGCGAAACUGAAGAAUACGGAUCCGGUUUGAGUGACAAUGAAAUGGACGAUAAAUCGGGCGACGAAUGGAUGGGUGAGAAACGGCUGCGAAAAAGACGGAAUGGAAAGUAUGUGUGCGAUUACAGGGGCUGUGGAUUGCAAUUCAAAAAGCCCUCACAAUUGCGAAGGCAUUCAUUCACUCACUUGACAGCGAAGGCAAAGAAAUCGUUUAUCUUUAAGAGGAGAUCCGACGGCCAGUUUGUAUGUCUUAUGGGCGCCUGUAAUGCGGUAUUCAAACGGAUUGAUAGCCUCAGAGGCCAUCAAAUGUCACACUUGAGAGAGCCGUUAAAGUGUCCGCAAACCGAUUGUCCGUUCGUAGCCAUCACUCGAGUGGCCCUUCAAAAGCACGUGAUUAUACACCCGAAGCCAUACGCGUGCGACACGUGUGGCCUAAAGUUCAGGAGCAAUGGGUAUUUAACUCAACACAAACGCAGACAUAACGAUGCGUUGAAAUACCGGUGCGAUUGGCCAGAGUGUGGCCGACUUUUUUCAGAAAAAUGUCUAUUAAGAGAUCACGUGAACACACAUACAAAGUGCAUAAAGGGUUGGCUGAGUAUCGGUGCCAUUGGCCAGAGUGUGACUACAAGACCACAAAUCGCAUCGCUGAAUUAGUUAUUGAGAUAUAAAUUAUUGGCCAAAAUAGAAGUGGUCGACUCUGAAGACAAUGAAUCAAAUGAUGGCAUCGAUUGUCAUAUUAAUAACGAUUCAAACGAUGAAACAGAUGUUGGAAGUGAUGCCGAAGACAAUGAGGACAACAAUCAUAUGAAUAAAGAUAUUAUCAGAGAUGAGACACAAAGCGAAUCCAACAUUGAUUUUAAACCAAUAAUUGGUAAAAAUAAUACCGAAAACAAUGAGAAUAACAAUCAUAUGAAUGAAGACUUGAAUAAUAAAACAAAUGAAUUGAAUGACAAUUCGAGUGGUAAUCAAAAAGAGAGUGAAUUAAACACAACAUAUAAUACACGGAAACGAAAGUACACUUCAAUGGAAGGCAAUGACAGUGAAUCUGAAGAAUAUAGACCUAAUUUGAGUGACAAUUCGGGCGACGAUCACAUGUCUGGGAAACCACCGCAAAAGGGAUCAAAGUUUGUGUGUGACUAUAAGAACUGCGACCGAACUUUCCCGUCAAAGUAUCGCUUAAAUAAACACUUGUUUUCACAUUUGAGUCCAAAAACCAAGACAUCGAUGGUAUAUAAGAGGAGACCCGACGGCCGAUACCUGUGUCUUAUGGACUCAUGUAAUGAGGUUUACAAAGACAGACAUAGCCUUAGAGUUCACCAAAUGUCACACUUGGAAGCGUUACUAAAGUGUUUACCGAUUGACUGUCUGAAUGAAUUGACCGACGAAUUAAAUGACGAAUCAAAUGACAGCCAAAGUGUUAGUGAAAUAAACACUAAGACGAGUGGCAAACGUAAACCCGACGGGCAGUACGUGUGUGACUAUAAGAAGUGCGACCGAACUUUCCCGGACUUGACUCACUUAAACAGACACUCGUUUUCACAUUUGAAUCCCAAAAUCAAGUCAUCCAUACUCUUCACGAGUAGACCCGACGGCUGGUAUGUGUGCGCCAAAGACGCCUGUAAUGCGGUCUACAAAGACAUCCGUGAUAUCAGAGGACACCAAAUGUCACACUUGGAGGAGCAGCUAAAGUGUCCGCAAACCGAUUGUCCGAAUGAAUUGACCGAAGAAUUAAAUGGAGAAUCAAUUGAUAGCCAAAGAGUGAGUGAAUUAAACACUAAGACUAAUGGCAAACGAGAAGACAAAUCAGCGGAAAGUGCAGACAAUGGCAGCGCAACUGAGGAAUACGGUUCCGAUUUAAGUGACAAUGAAAUGGACAAUAAAUAUGGCAUUGAAUGGAUCGCUGGGAACCCUUUGCGAAAGUCUCUUAAUGGCAAAUAUGUGUGUGAUUACAGGGGCUGUGGAUUGCAAUUCAAAAAUCCCACGGGACUAUUGGGCCACGCAUUCAACCAUUUGAAUGCAAAGGCAAAGAAGUCAUUCGUGUUUAAGAGGAGAUCCGACGGUCGAGACGCUUGUCUUAUAGACGGAUGUAAUCAAGUAUUCACACGGAAUUCACAUCUCAGAGGCCAUCAAAUAUUACACUUCAAACAGCGAAAAUGUCCGCAAACUGACUGUCCGUUCACAGCCAUUACCCGCGCGGCACUUACUAAACACGUGAAGACACACCCGAAGCCAUACGCGUGCGACACCUGUGGCUUAAAGUGCAAAAGCAGGAAGUUAUUAACUGCACACAAACACACACAUGACAAAUUGGUGAAACGACAUCGAUGUGAUUGGCCAGAGUGUGGCCGAGUGUUUGGCGUAAAAUCUCGCUUAAGACUUCACAUGAACACACAUACGGGCGCUGUUCACCACCCGUGCGAAUGGCCCGGUUGUGGACACACUUAUACUAAUAUAGAUUCUUUAAAAAUGCAUGUGCAUAGAGUGCAUAAAGGGUUGGCUGACUAUCGGUGCCAUUGGCCAGAGUGUGACUAUCAGACAACAAAUCGCAUCCGACUUAACAAUCAUAUCCAUAGACAACACGAGGGUUUGGAUGACUACCAGUGCUCUCAUACGGGAUGUGAUUAUAAGACAUCAAAAUGUGGUCAAAUGGACGCACAUAUGAAGACUCACACAAAAUCAUGA